Messenger RNA from Leptonychotes weddellii (Weddell seal), 727 nucleotides. The record is from RefSeq and is a predicted model, not a curated record. NCBI's taxonomy places the organism in Eukaryota, Metazoa, Chordata, Mammalia, Carnivora, Phocidae.
GCUGGAGGAGGUGGCUCUGGAGCGGGAGGUCCCCGCCCAGCGGGACGAUGACUGCCCAGUCUCUGCCUGGCCUCCCCACAGAGCUGGCCUCCGUCUCAGUCUCAGCCAGACAUGUCCAGCCUCCAGGCACUAUGCUCCGGCCUGCCACUGCAGCCCCUCCCGGAGAACCCGGGCCGCUGGGCUGGGGUGCCCCACGCACCGGUCAGGACCCCCGGCCUCAGCCCCGCGGAGGAGCAGUUGGCGCUGAGGAAUGCCCUGCGCUACUUCCCCCUGGAUGUCCAGGAGCUACUGGCCCCUGAGUUUGCCCAGGAGCUGCGACUGUAUGGGCAUAUCUACAUGUACCGGUUCUGCCCUGCCAUGAAAAUGAGGGCCUACCCGAUCGGGCAGUACCCCUGCCGGACGAGAGCUGCUGCAGCCAUCAUGCACAUGAUCAUGAACAACCUGGACCCUGCCGUGGCCCAGUUUCCCCAGGAGCUCGUGACCUAUGGAGGAAAUGGGCAGGUGUUCAGCAACUGGGCUCAGUUCUGGCUGACAAUGUCCUACUUGUCGCAGAUGACAGAGGAGCAGACCCUGGUCAUGUAUAGUGGACACCCACUGGGCCUCUUCCCGAGCAGCCCCCAGGCCCCCCGGCUGGUCGUCACUAAUGGGAUGGUCAUUCCCAACUACUCCUCCAGGACAGAGUAUGAGAAGCUCUUUGCUGUGGGAGUUACAAUGUAAGUCCUGUCUC